Messenger RNA from Saprolegnia parasitica CBS 223.65, 431 nucleotides. RefSeq lists its product as hypothetical. Lineage: Eukaryota; Oomycota; Saprolegniomycetes; Saprolegniales; Saprolegniaceae. Bases 81 to 377 code for a protein of 98 amino acids. The transcript has a single exon. The record is from RefSeq and is a predicted model, not a curated record.
GGCCCGCAGCUACGUCUGGAUCGAAGACCUCAAGGCCGUCGUCGGCGGUGUCUUGCUCGAAAAACAACAUCCACGCGUUCAUGGCCGACACGCAGACGCCCGAGUCGCACACCGAGUGGCUCGACGCGUUGGCCGAGAUCCAGGCGCUCAAGGCCAGCGUCAUCGUGCCGGGCCACGCGAUCGUCGGCGAUGUCGCCGACAUUGACUCGCCCGCGUUCACGGCCAAGUACAUUCGCGACUUUGACGCUGCGACGGCUGCGGCCAAGAACAGCACGGACCUCAUUGCGGCCAUGACGGCGCUGUACCCCAAGGCCGGCAGCGUCAUCAGUCUCGAGAUCAGCGCGCGGGUCGCCAAGGGCGAGCAAACGUGGCCGUAAGCUUUUAGGGACUAGUACAGUCAUUAAAGUGAACCGCUUCAAGUUUUCACAACC